AUGCUGCCCCACACCAACGCGCAUUUCUCGCCGGCCUCGGCUGACUUCUUCUACGAGAGCAAAUUACCCCAGAAGAACAUAUCAAAGACGUACCGACAGGCAUCCACACUCUUCCUCACACGUCGACUCCCCGAAGCCCUAUCGACGGUGCUGCCGCUGGUCACCCCGCCGGAGCCGACGACGGACGAGAACGACGACGAUGGAGAUCCCGCACCCGUGGCGCAGGCAUCACGCUCGACACGGAUCAAAGUAUGGAGCCUGUACCUGACGAUACUCAACGCCAUCGUCGAGCUGGAGCCCGAUGAAGGGAAGGACGCGUUUGGUAGCCAGGAGUGGAGGAGCCUAUGCAACAGUGUCCGGGAUGGUCUUAUCUGGGACGAGGUGGUGCGGAACGGAUAUCACGGUGUCGAGGCUGAUGUGGAUUCGGAUGUCGUCAUCAACUUGGCGACCCUGCUGCUAGCACAUGCUCGCGACCAGAUCCUGAACCAGAACAAGCUAGAAAACUACCUCGCCUCGGCAUCGACACCGAACUUGGAUAUAAGCGACAGACUGUCAUCAGCAUCUCCCGGCCCGCGAAACGGCUACCGCCGCCGCUCGCCGUCCAAGGGGCCCAGCGGGGCCAACACGCCUCGCGACCUCAACGCCCGCGUCAAGAUCCUGGAGCUGUACACGCUGCACGUUCUGAUCCGCAACAACGAGUGGGACUAUUCGCGCGAGUUCAUCAGCAUGUCGGCCGUGCUGGAUGAGGAGCGCCGCGACGCCUUCCUGCAGGCCCUGCAAUCCCUGCAGGAGGAGCAGGAGGCCCAGGAGCGCCACGAGAGGGAGGAGCGCGAGCGGCAGGAGGACAAGCUCCGCCGCGACAUCGAGGAGAUGGCCAGGCUCAGAGCCGAGAACGAGGCCCGCGAGAGGAGACGCAUCGAAGAGGAGCGCGCCAGGAGGGAGGCUGCAUCAUCCGCCACCACGAGCAGCGAGGUCGACUACGGGGUCGACGACGACCUGCCCCGUUCCUGUACGGGCGGGAGCGUCACCAGUCGUUCCGGGCCGGCCACAUCAUCAUCAGCAGAAGCAGAUGUACCGUCGUCGAGGACGGGACCGCGAUCGGUGAGGCCGUCCUUGUCCGGCAGGGCGAGUAAUGGCAAGGCAAAGACGCCGGGAUCCGCAGCACCCCUGUCUUUCACAGCCAGGGCGUCCAUCGUCAUGGGUCGUCUACGCACCAUCAUCGAGCAGCUGGGCAUGUCGCUGAACAACAACCCUGCUCUGCUCGUGAGGCUGCUCAUGUUCGUCAUGAGCUUGGUCUUCAUGUUUGGUAGCAAGGCUGUACGGGAGAGGGUGCAGCGUGUCCUCGGUACAUCGUGGGCCAAGAUUAGCGCGACAGCCGGCAUGGGCACAAAGGUCAGCUACAUAUAG
Molecule: messenger RNA, 1407 nt
Organism: Geosmithia morbida
Lineage: Eukaryota; Fungi; Ascomycota; Sordariomycetes; Hypocreales; Bionectriaceae
Product: Peroxin 26
Exons: 3
Coding region: 1-1407 (468 amino acids)
Source: RefSeq, a predicted model, not a curated record